This is a messenger RNA of Heterotrigona itama, 7495 nucleotides long. NCBI's taxonomy places the organism in Eukaryota, Metazoa, Arthropoda, Insecta, Hymenoptera, Apidae. The record is from the annotation of a GenBank genome assembly.
AUGGAUUCCAAUAUUGAUAUAGAAAUAGCAACUAGUCAAAAGGAUUCGUCUACAGAAAACGAAAAUAAAACUGAAAACACAAAUGAAUCUAUUGAAAAAAUGAACAUUGUUGCAAAUGAAGAACAGGGAUUACUACUGUCAAAAGAAAAUGAAAAAAUUAUUGAUGCAAGUGAAAGUAAUGAAAAAGUAAACACAGACAAUGAAAUAGAAAAAAAAGUAUCUGAUGAAAAUUCAAAAAGUAACGAAGAUUUAUUAAGUGCUACGUCUGAAGAGAAUAUUCCUGAAGAAGAUGACACAAGAAUGAAAGAGUUAUCUUUACAAGAAAAUAAUAUAAAUGUUACACAAUGUAAUGAUAUACAUUCAUUGAAUUUACAUGAAAAUACAGCAAAGAAUGUUUUACAAGAUAAAUGUUCAGUGGAAUUAACGAUAUCCAAUGCUACUGAUAAAAAUGAUAUAGAUAAAUUAUCAGAUAAUAUAGAAUGUACAGAAUCUCAAAAAUGUUUAGAAGAUAUAUCAGAUGAAAUAGAAAAUGUGGAACGUGCCAAUAUCAACAAUUCCUCUGAUUUGACCUUAACAGAAAAGGAAAUUGUUGAAAAUGUCUUAGAAGAUACUCAAAUAAAUAUAUCUUCAGUUAAUGAAAAAAAUGAUUCAGAUAAUAAGACUAAUUCAAAGGAAAUAUCAGAAGAUGGCGAUAAAAAUGUAACAGAGAAAAACAUUGUAGAACCAGAAAAUACUGAAUUUGUACAAUUUUCUCAAGAAAAGCAUGGAGAUAUACAGAUUGAAAAUCAGUCUAUAGAUGCUGAAGAUCCUUUUGGAGGAGAUAGUCUUAUAACAGAAAAUAUUGAACCUAUGGAUACUGAUGAUCUUAAUGAAGCUAAUAUAGGUUUUUCCAAAUUAUGCAAUCAAGCUGAUAAUUUGCCAAGUAGUUUUAAUAUUGAUAAGAAAAAUAACAAUGAAGGAAAUAAAGACAGUUCUAUCGAUAUCCUGCAUUCUCCAAAUGUUAUAUUAGAUUCGCAGGAUACUAAUAAACAGAGUAAUGAAAAUUCAGUUCAACCAAAGCACAAUGAAAAUUUAAAUACAGAAAUUGGAGACUCAACAGAAAAAUCUGAUAAUCAAACAAAGAAAUCUGUCGAUGAGAUAACACCAAUGGACGAACAAUCCAAUGUUUUACCAGGACAAGACGAUGAGUUAUGUAUUAUUCCAGAUAGUAUGAAAGUUAUAAUUCCUGAGCAAACAGAAAAAUCAAACUCUAAUAAUGAAGAAUCAAUGCAUGAAGAUAAUAACGAACAAAAUGAGAUUAAACAAACGUGUGAAAAUAAUGAACCAAAUAAUGAUGGAAACAAGGAUUUGCAUCAAGAUGCAGAGGAAUCAAAUGUUGUAAAUGAAUCUGUUGUAACACAUGCAAAAGGUACCAGGACAGAGACAGAUUCACUUGAUAAAGUUACGGAUAUCACAGCAGAUGUUAUUAAUAUCGACGAAGAAUCAAAAAAUUCUGAAAUUGAAGAAAUCACGGCCAAAGAAAUUUGUAAACAAUGUAACGAAGAAAGAUCAUGUAAAAUUAAAGUAAAAAUUGGGUUUGAUACUUACAAUGUAUGUUCAAAAACCUGUAAAGCAUUAUUCAAAGUUGCUAAUAAUAAAGCAAUGGAUAUACCUAGUGAUGGAGUUAAUUCCAAAAGAGAGAAACGUUGUGCAAACUGUUUGUUAAUUGUUGAACAUAAUGAUGAACGUAAUCUUUCUUGGGAAACAAUGGAAUUCUGUAAUGAAGAAUGUCUAGGUAAAUUCCAAACAAAGUAUGGAAGUUACUGCAGAAAUUGUAAUGGUUCAGUACAGGCAGUAAGUUUAGGAAAAUACUGUGUACGAUUUGGUUAUGAUGUUAGACAAUUCUGUUGUUCCACAUGUUUAGAGGAAUUUAAAAAAGGUCUAAAAGUAUGCAGUUAUUGUCAAAAAGAUAUAAGCUCUAGCACAGACGGUUUUCUUGCGCCAGUUGGCGAAAAAGGGCAAUUUAAGGAUUUUUGUACUCAAGAUUGUAUGGAAAAAUAUUCAAAAAUGAGUUCUGUCGAACCUCCGAAUAUGGAAAAGAAAUGUUGCAGCGUUUGUCAAGAAGAAAAAAUUGUUCAUUGUGAGGUUCAAAUAGAUAGGUCUGAUCCAAUAGCUAUAUGCAGCGAGCCAUGUUUUGCAGCAUUCAAAUUUGUAAAAAAAGUUGAUCCUGAGCAAUGUUCUACUUGCAAAAAAUUUUUUGAAUUACCUAACAAAAAAAGUUCUGUUGUGUUUUAUGAGAAUGAAGCUCAUACGUUUUGUUCUAAAACUUGUUUAAAUAUAUUUAUUAUUACCAAUAGAAAAAUUGUUCCUUGCAAUUGGUGCAAAGUAAAAAAAUAUAAUUUCGACAUGAUCAAAAAGGAACUAAAAACGGGUCAAGUAAUGAUGAUGUGCAGUUUAAAUUGCUUAACGUUGUAUCAGGUUUCCAUCAAUGCAGUUUCAGCAAAACGAAUAAACUGUGACUUCUGUAAAGAAUUUUCUCAAGCACAAUAUCAUUUAACAAUGUCAGAUGCAACGAUACGAAAUUUUUGUUCAUAUCAUUGUGUAAUGAAUUUUCAAGCUCAGUAUACUAAAUCUCCGAUUACGAUACCAACAGGUGAUGACCCCGUACCUACCGGUAUGCCUAAAAGGACAUUACCUCAAAGAAGCAUAAAUUCCAACAAUCAAAAAGCUAAUGAUAUGCAAAAUAAAAAAAAUAUGCCUGUAAUUUCUUCUGUGACAAGUUUAGCCACGAUUGGAAAUGGUCAAUCCAGUCCGACAACUCAACAAAACAAUAAUAUGUUAGUACCUUCAGUUGCUAUUAGCCAAAAUCAAACGCCUCAAGUAAUUUAUAAGCAGCAUAUUAUAACGAGACCACCAAGUCCAGUUCAAAUUCACAAUAAAAUAACUCAAUGUAAACCCGUGAUGCAUACAAAAGGAGUUUCAGUACGUCCACAUCCUUGUACAAAAGCUACACAGACGGAUGGAAUUCAGCAAGCAGUUGUACCGAUUCCUGUUCCAAUUUAUGUUCCAUUUCCAGUACAUAUGUAUACUAUGCCUUUUCCAGUUCCAUUACCUUUUCCAUUGCCAAUUCCUGUUCCUAUUUUUAUACCAACAACAAGAAAUAGUGCUAAGGGAAUAUUUAAAGAAAUCAAAAGAAUACAAGAAAAAAUACCAGCAGAUCCUUUUGAAGCUGAACUUCUUAUGAUGGCAGAAAUGGUUGCAACAGAAAAAAAAACCAACGAGACUGAUUCAGAUUCUACAGAUGAUAGAGACGAAGAUGCUGCUGAUCGUGAUCAUUCGCAUAGUGGAGGUUUCAGUCCAGAAGGUGUCGAUUCUAGUAAUACAUUUGGAGAUGAUAUGUUACAAAUGGCUUUGAAAAUGGCCACUGGAGAAUUAGAUGAACCAGCUGUUGAUUUAGAAGCUGCUUUAACUCCAAAUACUAUUACUGCUACCCAAGCACCAGCACAAUCUGAUACAGCGAUUGAAAACGAUGUUCAAUCGGAACGGCUCAUUGUUCCUUCCCGGGGAAGAAAACGAAUGGUUCCAUAUAAACCACGAUCUACACCAAAUAAACGAGGAAGGCGCGUGUCUGGUGCUAACGACAUGCCUUUGAUGCCACCUCCUGAACCUCAACCUCCGCCUCAACCUAGAAUAAUAGAACCUAUAGAAAAACCAGAUGCCAAUAUGGCACUCAAAUAUACUUUUGGAGUAAAUGCGUGGAGACAAUGGGUAAUUGCAAAAAAUGCUGAAUUAGAAAAACAAAGUACACCUAUGAGAAAAAUGAAAUUAUUUAAGACAGAUCUUUUACAACUCACAGCCGAUGAAUUGAAUUAUUCAUUAUGCCUUUUUGUGAAAGAGGUUCGAAAGCCAAAUGGAACAGAAUAUGCUCCUGACACGAUAUAUUAUCUCUGCUUAGGAAUUCAACAAUAUUUGUUUGAAAAUAACAGAAUAGACAAUAUUUUCACAGACACAUAUUAUGAAAGAUUUACAGAUUGUUUAAAUGAAGUUGCAAAAAAAUUUUCCGUUCUUUAUAAUGAUACACAAUACAUUGUAACGAGGGUUGAAGAAGAACAUUUAUGGGAAUGUAAGCAAUUAGGUGCUCAUUCUCCUCAUGUACUUUUAAGUACUUUAAUGUUCUUUAAUACUAAACAUUUUAAUCUUGUAACAGUAGAAGAGCAUAUGCAAUUAUCAUUUUCACACAUCAUGAAACAUUGGAAACGUAAUCCAGCUACCCAACCUGCUGCAGGAGCAGGAAAAAUUCCAGGUUCUAGGAACGUCCUUCUUCGUUUUUAUCCGCCACAAUCAGCAUUGGUCCAGAGAGCGUUAAAACUCGGAACGAUGUGUUCUAUUUAUUGCCAGAAAGAAGUUGCGUACCGGACAGCCCAGUGUGGUAUUCAACAUCUCCGUUGGCUAAGGAACAUCUCAUAAAAAUGUUAUAUCGCAUUAAAAUGGUUAAAGAAAUUAAUGUGGCAUUAUUAACUAGCUAAUUUCAUAUUUGCAUAUUUAUCUUUUCCCAGUUAAUUCGAAUAUCAUGAUAUGCAAAAAAUAAUUGUUCCCUUACAUACAUCAGAUAAGAAUGUUCAAGAAAUGAUGUGUAAUUUUUAGUGUCAUUGAAAUUUUAUAAUUUCUAUUGUAUAUUUUUCACUUCCAAAUAAAACAAAAUGUAUUAUUAAUGAAAUCUUUUAGAAAUCUCAGCAUAAAACAUAUCCAAACGAAAUUGCUAUUACAACAAAUAUAUAUUUAUAAAUUAUAUAUGUAUAUAUUUUUACAAAUAAUUAGGAAUUAUGUAAGAAAAACAUGUAUAUCACUAUCUCUUUUUAAUAUACAGAUGACACGUAAUUAGGAAACAAAUUUUUAUUAUUAACAUUACAAAGUAUUUAUAAAGUUCUCGUUUUUGAAGAUUUUUGUCUUUGCAACAUAUAUUUGCGUUUUAAUAUAUUCUUCUGUAUUUCCAACUCGUUAAGUUUUAUAUAUACAUCUGAAAAUAUUUCAUUUUGUUCCUCUUCCGGAAUGGUCUCCCUAUAUGUUUUCAUUAGAUCAUAUUUCUCCCAUGAUUUAGCAAAAGCUGCUGCCUUCUUUUGACGUCUUUCAUUAACAACUAUGUCUUUAACUCCUUUUAAAUUAUGACGCUCCCAUUUUUGUGACCAGGGUAAUGGAUUGAGAGGAAUUUUAAUAUCAUUUACUGGAACAGAUUCUGAAAUUUUUGCUUCUAUUUCCAUGUCAAAAGGAAAUGUACUAUAUUCCAAUGGUGCGUCUCUCAGGUAAAGUAAUUCAUCGUCUAAUCUUUUUUCUAAUCUAUAAACAAUCAAUUUUUUGGAUAGCAGGAUCAUAUAAAUCAUAACGUACUUCUACACCUUCCCCAUUGACUACAUUUCUUAAAAGAAAUGAACUUCUUAAUCCAGAGCUUUCUCUUAAGAUACAUAUACCAACAAAUUUAUUUAUUUUUCCAACUGCAUGUGGGUCAGAAUAAGUUACUGCUAAUAUGGAACCCACAUAAAAUUCAGGAAUAGAUAAUAUUGAUCUUCUAUUCAACAUAUCCAUACGUUCUAAUCUUUCUCUUAUGCUAUUACGAUAUAACGGAUUAGGGUCUGGUAGAAAUUCAGGGUAUACAAGUCUGUAAUUUGCUAGUGAUGGAGAUUUGAGUAAUUCAUCAUCAGUUUGUGCUUGAGAAUCAUUAUCGUCUGCUUCAUCUACUUUUGGUUGAACCAAAGUUGAAAAAGUUUUGGGUUCUUUACCUAGAAUACUUUUACAAGAGCUAAAUUUUGCCAUGUUUUUUGACACCAUAAUCUUGAGACCAUCAUAUUUUACUAUUUUAAUUUGUUAGUAUUAUUUAAUUUGUUUAUUAAUUUAAAUUCGUCAAGUUACAAAUUACGUUAGGUUAUUUUAUAGUUACUAUUUUUCCCGGCAGGUAAUACUAUUUUUUCAUAUAAGACCCAAUUUUCAAUAAGCGACAACGCAAUACAAAAACAGCACGAAGUUGUCAAACAACACGUGCUGUACUGUACGAAAAAAAGUUUAUUACAUUAUGAAUUAUAAUUUUACUUAUUUUUUUCGGUUUGACAAAAUAUAUUUGCCUAUAAUAUUGAAAAGAAGUGUAUACAUGAAGUCACAUAUAUACAUACAUUGCAUUAAAUUCGAAGCAAUGUGAAGAAAUUAUUUCUACUUAAUUGAAAAUCUGCAAUUUAAUUUUUCAAGUUAAUAUUUUUUUUCAAUAUGAUAGAAUCCAUGACAUUAGAACUAAGACCUAGGCUUCAAAUAUGCAAUGCUUUCAUUCAUUUAAAGAAAGAAGUAAAUUCAACGGGAGUUAAAGUAAAGGUAUUGAAGGAAAAUAUAGAAAUAAGCAUAGAAAACAAGAUAGUAAUAUUUUUAAUGAAAUUUAUAAAAUUAAUACCAGAUUCAUUAUCAGCAUUAGAUGUUACAAAAAACUGGAUUUGUUUUCGUGCACAAACAAUGUCUGAUCCUCUCCUUGGCUCUUUCAAAACACAAGUAAUUACAAAUUUAACAUUCAAUACUGAUUCAUUAAAAGAUUCCAUUAAAAAUAUUGAAUUAUUUAAUACAGGUAAAUGUCAUAUAAUAUGUACUUUUUGUAAAAAUAUUCUUUCUAAGGACAUGUAUAUUAAAAGGAUUUUACCUGUACCAGAUAUCAAUUAUGAUCCAAGUGAAUGGUUUUGUUGUAAACACAAUCACAGUGAUACUAAUAUGUAUAAUUUAAUUCCAUUAGAAUCUGAUAUUUUUUAUGGGUCAUUUUUCUUUAUCAUUCAUGCAAGUUUAUUUAAUCAUAAUUUAAAAGUAGAUGAAAAUGUCAUAAUUUGUAGUAGGUGUUUACAUUAUUUAGGAAAAAUUCAUACAAAUAAUUCAUUUAAAUUAUGGAGUUGUAGUAUGGACUACAAUUCAUUAAGCAACUCAACAAUAAAAAAUGCAACAGAUCCUUUUAAUGAUUUUUUACUUGCUAUUAAAACUUCAAUGACUGGUAUAUUUGGUGAAGAGAUAAUUUUGCAAUACUUUGUGGGAAAGGAAACUCAUUCUCUCACUAUAAAACCAAUGGAUUGGCAUUUAAAUUUAAUGGUUGAGCCUAAGGAUAUUUUGUGUAAUAAUAUUGUAACUUUACAAAAAGUAUCAGUCGUCAAAGUAUUAUACAAAUAUGAAACAAAUAAAAAUACUCCUGAUUCUGUAAAUAAAACAUAUUGUGAAGUAAGUUUUUUAGUAAUAAAAGCAGGUUUAGAACAUCUAUUAACAUCAACAAAACGAUUUCCACAAGUUUAUAGAACUGCAAUUGAUUAUUAUGUCGGAUAUAUAUGUUUAGACAAUUUUAUAAAUAAUACUUGAUCAUAUUUUUAUAUUUUUAGAAUGUUGAAAAUUGUAAUUUUUACAUAGCCAAUUCUUGUAUAUUUUUAAUUCAUUUUUAAGUGCAAAUUUUAAUUGGAAUUUAUACUGUGUAUUAUUUCGAUAAAUAAAUAAAUGUUCAUUUUAUCAAAAA